GCUCAGUCCGUCUCGAGCGGUUGUCUAAUUUUGAUCGUGCGGUCGAUCGAUCGAUCGGUCGGUUGGGUGUAAAACGUCAGCUAAGCUCGGCUCCCCCCUCAGACGGUGUUGUUGUUGACUGAAACUGAUCGACGUCAUUUCGCUGCGAACACGUGCGAGCUUCGGAGAAUCGGUGUUUAGGAGACAGCGAUAGAGCGAGAGAGAGAGAAAGAGCAAAAAACGACGUAAAUAAAAGUGUGCGGCUGACAGAUUUGGAUGCUUGGGGUGCAAGGAACCCGUCGAAGGCUGAAGAAAGAUAAAAGGGUUAUUGUGUAGUCUUGCGCGAGUGAAUCAGCUUGUUGGGAACCGGUUUCCGAUUCGGAAAACCAAAUUUGUGACCUAUCACCGGAGAAUUCCAUUCCAUUCCUAAUUCAUUAGCGGCUAACGAUGAUGCGUAAAAAUAUCGGCCAACUUCGAUCGUUCGCACUGGUGUUGGUUGUAUUGGUGUUGGGUCGUGAUUUUGACCUUGUGUACGGAAGGACAUCGUCGAAGCUACGGGUGGAAUUACCACACGGAGGGGUUCUGGUGGGACGGUUCCUGAACUCGUUCAGUGGCCGGGGAAUUUUGGCGUUCCUGGGAGUGCCAUACGCGAAACCACCAAUCGGAGAACUGCGGUUUAAGGCUCCCCUUCCGUUCGGUGGGUGGACCGGCGAACGAAAUGCCAUCACCGAUGCGCCGCUCUGCACCCAGCGAGAUCCGUACCGGCGCGAUAUGGACAUAUCCGGGGUCGAGGAUUGUCUGCAGCUGAAUGUGUACGUUCCGGAACGACCGGCCAACGGUGACCCGCUGCCGGUGAUGGUAUUUUUCCACGGUGGUGGCUGGCAGUGCGGAUCCGGGACGCGAAGUUUCUACGGACCGGAUUUUCUGCUGGAUCACGAUGUGAUCUACGUCGGUGCUAACUUCCGGUUGGGUCCGCUGGGUUUCCUCAGUACCGAACAGGAAGACUGUCCCGGGAACAACGGUCUGAAGGAUCAGAAUCUGGUUCUGAAGUGGAUCCAGGAAAAUAUUGCUUCCUUCGGAGGCAACCCACGGUUGGUCACCGUUUUCGGAGAAAGUGCUGGCGGUGCUAGCGGAACCUAUCACAUGAUGUCCCCAUUGUCACGGGGGCUGUUCCACCGUGUGAUUUCACAAUCGGGCGUCAAUUUGGAUUCCUGGGCUCUACCCACGCACCCGGGAGUUGCUCGGAAAAGAUCGAUUCAACUGGGCGAAAUGCUUGGCUGUUCACAGGGACAGACCCGAGACUUCCGGGCCAUGAUCGACUGUUUGCGAAAAGUGCCUGCCGAAGAUGUUACCAAGGCGUUCUAUAACUUUUUCACUUGGGACACGGAUCCGAUGAUUCCCUUCCCGCCCGUGGUUGAACCAAACCUGCCUGGGGCAUUUAUUACCAAACAUCCGAGAGAGGAGUACGAACCGCAUGCAAUAGCGCUUCCGUGGAUGACGGGUUUGACCAUGGAUGAAGGGGCCCUGAAAAGUGCAUCUCUUAUCAAUCUGCCAGAAAUUCGUGCCAAUCUGAACGAACACUGGGAUCGUGCACUUCCCGUGUCCUUGAACUACGAUCACCACGAUGAACGUCGGCAGCAGGAAAUUACCAACGCAAUCAACAAAUUCUAUUUCAACAAUCAACAGUUAAUCAAGGAAACGGAACAGAAUUUAACCAAUCUCUACACAGAUGCCUGGUUCCUGGCCGGAAUGGACGAGUACCUGCACAUCCGACUGGAAGGUGAUUCGCGUAGGAAAACCCCGGCCGGUCCCACCUAUGUCUAUUUGUUUGCCCAGCGAACGGCAGCCAGUUUUACGGAAAUAUUUGAGGGUGGACAGGAUAAAUAUUACGGUGUUUGCCACGCCGAAGAGCUCCAGUUCCUAUUUCCAAUCGCCCGGGAUCUCUUCGUGACGUCCAUUCCGACUCCGGAAGAGUUGGAAGUGCGCCGUAUAAUCACCAAGUUGUGGGUUAAUUUUGCUCGAACGGGAAAUCCUACUCCCGCGGAGGAUGACGAGCUUCCGCGUUGGCCCACGACAGACGGUUUUCCGCUGGUGUAUCUGAGAAUUGGAAGUAUGAACUCGAAACAGGAACCCCUGCUGGCCGUCGAGAGUGGUUUGUUCGAAGCACGAUCGAAUUUCUGGCGGGAGCUGAAGGCGCAUCACCAUCCGGACCAUGUGCUGUCCAAGGAUGAGUUGUAGAUAUACGAACGAAGCAUAAAGUUAGAAGAAUUUUUAUGUAAUGUAAUAAAUCUGGUCGAUUGGAA
Messenger RNA from Malaya genurostris, 2282 nucleotides. RefSeq names its product carboxylic ester hydrolase. The record is from RefSeq and is a predicted model, not a curated record. NCBI's taxonomy places the organism in Eukaryota, Metazoa, Arthropoda, Insecta, Diptera, Culicidae. The transcript has 6 exons. Bases 427 to 2217 code for a protein of 596 amino acids.